This is a messenger RNA of Malus domestica (apple), 1690 nucleotides long. Its product is annotated as protection of telomeres protein 1a-like. The record is from RefSeq and is a predicted model, not a curated record. Gene Ontology annotation, molecular function: telomerase inhibitor activity; G-rich strand telomeric DNA binding. Lineage: Eukaryota; Viridiplantae; Streptophyta; Magnoliopsida; Rosales; Rosaceae. Gene Ontology annotation, cellular component: chromosome, telomeric region; nuclear telomere cap complex. Gene Ontology annotation, biological process: telomere capping; regulation of telomere maintenance via telomerase.
AAAACCUCCCUUUUCCCUCCAUAGAAACCCUAGAAGCAGCAGAAGCUCUCUACACUCUACUCGCUCUCUAGGCUAACCGAAAUACUCACACAGAGAUGCCGCGUGGUGGUGGUAACUACUAUAACUUCACGAAGAUCAGGGACGCCAUUGAUUCCGUCGGCGCCAAGGUCAACGUUAUCGGCGUCGUCCUCGAGUGCGGCUUCCCCCGCCGAUCCAGAGGCACCGAUUGGUUUGUUUCGGUGCGUAUAAUCGACGAGACGCAUCAGGAUCCCGGGUUGUCAGUUAACAUUUUUACAGAUAGGAAUGAAUGUCCUCGCAUUUUGUCUGUUGGAGACAUAAUUCAGUUCCAACGCCUCAUGAUCAAACGUCAUGUAGAUAAAAUAAAUGCUGUUUUUUCCAAGAAGUUCUCUACCUUUGCUAUUUAUUACGGAAGUGAUGCUAGAAGUUUAAGUCCUUAUCAUGCUUCCAAAUCAUUUCGCGAGAGGGACCAUGACAAGAACUUUUUGAUAGACUUGAGAAGAUGGUUGAAGAAUUUCCAUUUUCACGAAGGUAUACUUAAAAGUACUUUGUUUCAGAUAGCGACACAACGGCAUUUAAUUAUGUGUGCAAAUUAUUUCUCAUCCAUCAGAGAAAUGAAAGGAGGUGAAGAUUUUCAUUUGGUUUGUAAAAUAAUUCAUAUCCACGAGGGUGCUGGAAAUGAAUGGAUGGCCUUUGUUUGGGAUGGAACCGAUGCUCCACCAGCUAAUAUUCUUCAAAAGUUAGAAGAUGAAACGAAGCACCCACUUCCCCUACAUCUAGAACCAUUUCCUUUGCCACACGAUACCUUAUGCAGCUUUCCUGCAGUUGGAACUGUCUUAAGAGUGAUAUCUCAGGACCUUGAGAAUGACAACCUUCGCCUGCUAAAAACUGGGGAGUGGGUGAAGCUUGUAAAUUUGCUAUGUGAGGUGCAUGCAGGAUUAUGGCGUUGCGUUUUGACACCCUUUACGAAGCUUCGAUAUACACCAAAAGAGGACCGUCUCAAACUUGAGCGGAAAAGGUUAUUUAAUGAACGAUUAGCCCAAAGUCCAGAAAAUUUAAUGCAGAUGCCAUUUGGGGGCUUUCCGUCACCUCAAGUCACAGAGGUUGAUGAUAGUGACGACGACCAUGCAAUAUUUCUUACCUUAAUGGAUGUUGUCGCAAGUUCAGAGCUUCCAGCUAGAUUCAAGUGUGUAGUUCGAGUCAUAGCAGCUUCCCCGUGGCAGGCUGCGGACUUCCUCUUUCCUGCUGGGAUUGACAGAAUUAGGCUGACCCUGGAGGACUCGACCGCUAGAAUUCAUGCUUUUUUGUGUGCAGAAGAUGGGGUGAAGUUUUUCGAUGGCGAGUCCUCCGUCGAGGCAUUGGAGGUCAAACGCAAUUCGUUGUUAGGAGUGAGAGUAAACAACGAUGGGGUGCAAGACGACCCUCGUAGAAAUCCCCCUUGGGUACAAGUUUGGCUAAAAUCUGAAACUGACCAACAAGGAAAUCUACACUACCGGAUUUUCGGCACCAAAGUGGUGGUGACCUGAAUCGCUAAACCGCUCUCAUAGUUGGAGACGCAUGCUGGAAGCAGCUUUUGGGAACUUUUGUAUAUUCUGUCAAGCAGCUUUUGUAUAUGAUGCAGCUCGGUGUAUGUUUUCGUGUAUAUUAAUAUAUCACCGCACAUUUCACAGUU